AAAUAAAGAAAAAGAGAUGAACUAUAUAUAUAGAUGUGUGAACAUUCUAUAUAGAACCCAAUAAAAUCCUAGGAUGAAAGAGAGUGUCUAGAAAAAGACAAGUUAUAUCACACCAAAAGUGAUUGGCUUAUUGACAGAUAAAUGAUGUUUCUUGCGGACACAUCCCUUCUAAAAUAACGGGCACACACCUCAUUCCCCACGCAUUCCAUCCCCUCUAUUGCCAGCUUGCUAUUUUGUAUUUCUAUAAAUCACUUCUUCUCCUAUGUUCAUCUUGUGAACAAAUGGAUCCUUGUCCUUUCCUUCGAAUCACUAUCGCAAACUUAGCGGUAAUGCUUCCAGCUAAUCGGAAUCUUCCUUCGUGUGUGUUUCUUGAUUGUAACAUUAAGCUUAAAGGUUUUCCAACACAAGUUUCAACCAUCAACGCGUUUCCUAAACAAGACCUUGUUAUAGAGAACAAAAUCCAUGCCUCUUUCAAUUUGAACAAAACCGACAUUGAAAAAAUAAUUGCUAGAGGAAAAACAUGUUGUUUGAAGAUUGAAAUUUGUGCAACGAAGAGUAUGGGAAUUGGUUUUGGAUAUUAUACUGGGGGGAGGAUUUUGGGGAGUGUGUUUGUUGAAUUGGAUUUGAAGGGUUUUGAACGUAAAGGUAGUAGAGGAGUUGUGAUUAAGAAUGGAUGGGUUUUGGUUGGUGUAGCAAAAGUGCAUCUGAAUGUGAAAGUUCAACCCGACCCAAGAUUUAUUUUCCAAUUUGAUGGCGAACCGGAGUGUAGUCCACUGGUUUUUCAAGUUAAUGGUAAUGUGAAACAACCUGUUUUCACUUGCAACUUCAGUUUCAAGAACCCUGGUGAUUGGAAUUCGAUAUCAAGAUCUUCGCUAUCAGAAGGAAGCACAUCAAUAGGCUGCUUUAACUGUUGGACAACUGGUAAUGCAAUACGGAGAAAAGAGCGAAAGGGAUGGUUAGUGACAAUCCAUGACCUCUCAGGCUCACCAAUUGCUGCAGCAUCCAUGGUGACCCCAUUUGUCCCAUCACAAGGUUCAAAUAGGGUGAACGGAUCAAACCCUGGAUCCUGGCUCAUCCUCCGUCCAGAUCAGGGUACAUGGAAGCCAUGGGGACGCCUACAAGCAUGGCUAGAGAAUAGUGGUGAACUUGGUUAUUGCUUUGAAAUCAUCCCUGAUGGUGCCAAUGAUACUAUAAAAUUGGUCAAUUCAACCAUCAACACUAAGAAUGGUGGGAAAUUUAACAUAGAUAUCACAAAUGUUUCUAUCCCAACAAUGGCUAGUGCAAACAACAGCUUUGAUUUCUCCUCAGUCUCUGGGUCUUGGUCAGAUUUUGGAUCAUCUGGAUAUUUGGGACAGAUUUUGCACCGUGGAUUUGUGAUGUCAUCCACAGUGAAGGGUGAUGGAAAAUGUAGUAAGCCGGAGGUGAUUGUAGGGGCGCAGCACGUGAGCUGCUCGGAGGAUGCUGCAGUUUUUGUUGCAUUGGCAGCUGCUUUAGAUCUUAGUAUGGAUGCUUGUCGGCCUUUCUCUCAGACUCUCCGAAAAGAGUUGAGGCAGUCGGAUCAAGUAUGAAACACAAACAGGUUCGAUAGCCUCAUUCUGGGAAGUGGAUAUGAGUUAUGCGCUUUCAUUGAAGCUUUUAGCUUCUUUAUCCUUUUUCCAUACUUUCCUUUCUAUAUUGAAUGUACAGUUAUUGGAAGUAUUUAUGUAUUUGUUGUUGAUUUCAUAUAGCACUAAUGAAUUUUGAUGUAGUGAUGAAGUUUUUGUUAAGAAAUGAAAUUUGGGAUCGAUAAUCUAAUGUUGGUUGAUUUUCAUUCCUUCUUGUUUGUAAGAAUGAAAAGUUGUUUAGUCUCUAA
Messenger RNA from Solanum lycopersicum (tomato), 1852 nucleotides. RefSeq lists its product as uncharacterized. The record is from RefSeq and is a predicted model, not a curated record. Lineage: Eukaryota; Viridiplantae; Streptophyta; Magnoliopsida; Solanales; Solanaceae.